Messenger RNA from Siniperca chuatsi (mandarin fish), 1786 nucleotides. It is a transcript of the gene cfap157, whose product is annotated as cilia and flagella associated protein 157. Gene Ontology annotation, molecular function: microtubule binding. Bases 175 to 1704 code for a protein of 509 amino acids. The record is from RefSeq and is a predicted model, not a curated record. Gene Ontology annotation, cellular component: ciliary basal body; cilium. NCBI's taxonomy places the organism in Eukaryota, Metazoa, Chordata, Actinopteri, Centrarchiformes, Sinipercidae. The transcript is spliced from 9 exons.
AGCAGUCCCUGAAGGCAUCAUUCCCUAGCAACACCAGUCUAACGUUAGCUUAGCUUCUCAGCCUAGAUUUUUCUGUGAACUUUCUUUGAAAAAUGCCAUGAAAGAAGGAUUAAAAAAGCGGAGAUAAACAACAGAAAGCCAAACAAUAUACAGGAAAAAGACAAACACAGAACUAUGACGGAAAUAAUCGGUUCUGGCGUCAAAGAGAAGUCGUUAUAUUUGAUACAAAUUCAAUAUCUGGAUGAGCGGUUGGAGAGAUGUCAGCUUGAAUGCCACAACCUGGAGAAACAGAACAAGGACCUCGUCUCUCAGUACGGAGCGCUGGAGAAGGACAAGAAAGACACCACUGAGCACCUGAAGCCCUUCGUGGUUGCAAAACAGAAGAUGGUGGACGAGCUGGCUGAGCAGCUGGCUGAGCAGCAGCAGGCUGCCGAGCAGGAGCGAGAGGCCCUGAAGCUGCAGCACAGCCAGCAGAUACAGGAGCUGCAGGAACAAGUCGACAGACUUAACUCAGAGAGCGUGAUGCGGGCGGCAAGGUUUGAGGAGCAGCAGGAGCAGCUGAUGCAGUGGAUGCAGCAGCUGUCCGACAAAGAGCCUCUGAAGAAGCAGCUGGUCAGUCAGAAGGAAGAGCAUGAAGCUGCCAUCCACAGCCUGAAGAAGGAAGCAGAGUUGGGGAUGAAAAAGAUGAUUGAGAAGAGGCAGAAAGCAGUGGACGAUUGCGUUAAGAUGGAGACCUCCAACAUUCUUAAGAAGGAGAGGGCCCAGCACAGCGAGCGGUCGAGGCAGCUCCGGUUCCUGCGGAUCGAGGCCGUGGCCCUGCAGAAGGAGAAGGACGCCCUGCAAGGCAGAGAGAAUGAUCUAUUCAUUGAGUUGGACGACCUGAAGAAAGAUUUCAACAAGAUCACACAGGAGAGCUUCACCCGCAAGAAGGAGGUGGAGCAGCUGACGAAGAAGUGCCAACAACUGGAGGUGGAGCUAACGGACUGUAGCAUCACCCACAAGCACCUGAUGGCCAAGGAAGAGACUCUCAGGCAGGAGCUGGCCUCAGUGUCCAAAGAGUGCUGUCGAAAAAUAUCAGAGACAGAUCAGCUGGCGGCCGAGCUACAGAGGGAAAGGAGCAGGAAGAGGCAGCUGGAAGGCGUCAUGCAGGAAGCAGUCAUCAUUAUCAGAAACAUCCAGGAGGACUCAGAGAAGGGGUCCGAGACUCAAUGGAAGAUGCAGAGGCUGCUGGAGGUCCUGGAGAGCACUGCCCCCCAGGGAACAGGCUCCGCCCUCAGGGACUCCACUGAGAAGAGCAGUCGAGGACAGAAACUGCAGACCACUGGCCCCAAACCAGUCAGAGCAGAGACCCUGAACCUGGCCACAGAUCCGUUGUUCCUGAUGGCUCGCUACAGGCCAGGCGACCUCGGCCUCGUACCUCGACCCACGUGGAAACACAAACCAGCCAUCUCCAGGACGGGUGCCCCGUCCACCAGCACCCAGCUGCCUCUCAACAGGAAACUCUGCAGUCACAAGACAUCCAGCUCUGUUGACCCGUCUGACCCGGCUCCUCAGCCUGACCAGUCUGACCCGGCUCCUCAGCCUGACCAGUCUGACCCGGCUCCUCAGCCUGACCCGUCUGACCCGGCUCCUCAGCCUGACCCGUCUGAUCCUCCUCAGCAGGCUGAUUCAGAGGCAGGAGCCUCCACCUCUGCAGACUGCUGAACCAAAUCCAGUCAAUAGUAAGAAGGAUGAAUGUUUUUCAUCCCACCGCCCUAUUUCAAAAUAAAGGUUUUACUCACUUUAA